Molecule: messenger RNA, 3647 nt
Organism: Nipponia nippon (crested ibis)
Lineage: Eukaryota; Metazoa; Chordata; Aves; Pelecaniformes; Threskiornithidae
Source: RefSeq, a predicted model, not a curated record
AAGAAAACUCGAUUGGAUUUAAUAUAUUUCCGUGGGGUCGGAAGAAGCUCCCGCCUGCUGGAUCUGGUUUAGACGCCCGACAGACAAGAUACCAUGUGGAUGGUUUAAUAAACUCUGUUCUGCAUCCUGGUGAUUCUGUGGUCCAAGUUCAGAAACUGAUUCAGUCUCCUAUGGUGUGAAUUGGCAGUGGUGGAGUGAUUUAGAAUGUUGGCUUUGAAAGCUCAGGGAAGAAGCAGCAGAGAGAAGAAAGUAACACAGUGUGCCUGAAAAUGACAACAAAGCGGAAUUUGUUUGUGCGGCUGGUGCCAUGCCGCUGUCUGCGUGGAGAGGAGGAAACAGUCACUACGCUUGAUUAUUCUCACUGCAGCCUGGAACAGGUGCCUAAGGAGAUUUUCACUUUUGAAAAGACCUUGGAAGAACUCUAUUUAGAUGCUAAUCAGAUUGAAGAGCUUCCAAAGCAACUUUUUAACUGUCAGUCUCUGCACAAGCUGAGUUUGCCAGACAAUGAUCUAACCACAUUGCCAGCAUCCAUUGCAAAUCUCAUUAAUCUCAGGGAACUGGAUGUCAGCAAGAAUGGCAUACAGGAGUUUCCAGAAAAUAUAAAAAACUGUAAAGUCUUGACAGUUGUUGAGGCCAGCGUAAAUCCAAUUUCAAAGCUUCCAGAUGGAUUUUCGCAACUGCUAAACCUGACGCAGCUGUACCUGAAUGAUGCUUUUCUUGAGUUUUUGCCAGCCAAUUUUGGCAGAUUAACUAAACUCCAGAUAUUGGAACUUAGAGAAAACCAGUUAAAAAUAUUGCCAAAAACCAUGUCCAGACUGACUCAGCUGGAGAGACUGGACUUAGGAAGUAAUGAAUUCACAGAAGUGCCUGAAGUACUUGAACAACUGAGUGGGUUAAAGGAAUUUUGGAUGGAUGGUAAUAGACUAACACUUGUUCCAGGGUUCAUAGGCACUUUGAAACAACUGACCUACUUGGAUGUUUCUAAAAACAACAUUGAAGUAGUUGAAGAAGGUAUUUCAGGUUGUGAAAGCCUGCAAGACCUACUGUUAUCCAGUAAUUCACUUCAGCAACUGCCAGAGUCUAUUGGUUCCCUGAAGAAGGUAACAACACUUAAAAUUGAUGAAAACCAAUUAAUUUAUUUGCCAGACUCCAUAGGAGGGUUAGUAUCAGUAGAAGAACUGGACUGUAGUUUCAAUGAGAUUGAAACAUUGCCUUCAUCUGUUGGGCAGCUCUCUAAUAUAAGGACAUUUGCUGCAGAUCACAACUUUUUAACACAGUUGCCAUCAGAGAUUGGAAACUGGAAGCAUGUAACAGUGUUGUUUCUGCAUUCUAAUAAGCUUGAAUUUCUCCCUGAAGAAAUGGGUGAUAUGCAGAAAUUAAAAGUCAUCAAUCUGAGUGACAAUAGACUGAAGAAUUUGCCAUUUACCUUUACAAAACUGCAACAGCUCACUGCUAUGUGGCUAUCAGACAAUCAGUCUAAACCACUUAUCCCUCUUCAAAAAGAAGCUGACCCUGACACACAGAAAACAGUGCUUACUAAUUACAUGUUCCCCCAGCAACCAAGGACUGAGGAUGUUAUGUUCAUAUCUGAUAAUGAAAGUUUCAAUCCAUCUCUGUGGGAGGAACAGCGGAAACAACGUGCUCAGGUGGCAUUUGAGUGUGAUGAAGACAAAGAUGAGAGAGAGGCACCGCCUCGGGUUAGUAUUGAAUUUAUUUUUGAAUACUUGGUUCUUCCCUCCCUCUUAUCCCCACCCCUGAAUCCCAUCCAUUUCCUUACUUUGGCUGUGGAUUUCGCUCUGCUGAAGAAAUCAAGCGUUCAGUUGUUAGUUAAGAUUUCAGAUGAUUCAAAAGAUGCUGAUUCCUUAUCAGAUGAAGCUACCCACAAUAGCAAUCAAAAUAAUGGCAACUGUUCCUCUCCUUCUCGAAUGUCAGAUUCUGUUUCCUUAAAUACUGAUAGUAGCCAAGAUAUUUCUCUCUGUUCUCCAGACAAAGAAACACAUGCUGCUGUUUUAUCCAAGAUCAGGCGAGAAGACGAAAAUUUGAAUAAUCUUUUGCAAAAUGGAGGUGAAUUGAGCAUUACAGUAGAAGAAAAAAUAAACGUGCAAGAGAAGGUUUCAAAUUUGUCUGAAUAUGAAUUAAGCAUUGAAGAAAGAUUAGGCCUGAUAGGAAAAGGUGUUGAUCUAAGCACUCCUACAGAGGAGUCUCACAAAUUAGACCAAAUAAACAUGAAUAUCAAUAAACUGGUUAGUGAAGAGGCAGUGCCAGUUCCUGUAGAAAGGUUACAAACACAGGAAGUAGUUUCAGUAAAGGGCUUUUUGAAUAACAACAUGAAAGAAGAAAGUGAGCACUUGGAAAAUGGAAAUAAAUAUCCUAUAAAUAAAGUAAAUGGACAUCCUGAGGAAGCAGUACAGGCUCCCAGUAACAACGAACUAACGAGAAGCACUACAGUUGAUGGCACUUCUGCUGAGCUAUCUGUUUCGAGGAGCAUUGAAGAUUUGUCCCCACAGAGAAGUGGUCCUGUGAUGAAAUCUCACAGCAUCACCAGUAUGGACACUGGUGGUCUGAAGAUCUAUGAUAUUGUCGAUGAGAAUGGAUCUCAACAGCCAAAUUCAGUGGUAAAAUCAGCAUCUGAUAUUGCAGAUGGAAAAAACAUAGUCCGAAGUAAAUCCGCUACUCUUCUGUAUGAUCAGCCUUUGCAGGUUUUUCCUGGGUCGUCAUCAUCAUCUGAUUUAGUAUCUUCUGCAAAAACUGUGUUCAAGUUUGACUCAAAUCACAAUCCUGAAGGUGCUAAUGUAGUGAGAGGAUCAGUGAUAAGUGGUGCACAGAUGUUCUGUGCUCCCCAGUAUAACAUUCAGUACAGCAGCAGUGCAACAGCGAAAGACACCUUGUGGCCCCAGAAACAAAACACCCAAGCAGAACAAGGCAGCUUACCUCCUUCACGUCUGCUGAGAUCUGACAGUACAGAAACCCCCAGCUAUGUAAAGCAUUCUGCCAAUAUGAAUUUCUCCAAUCAUAACAAUGUCAGAGCGAGCACUGUGUAUAACACUCAUCAACGGAUGGCUGGGAGACAUAUAGAUUUGUGGGCUAUUCCACCAAAUGAUAGACUGCUUCCAGGAGCAACCAGACACACUCUUCAAAGGCAGAGCAGUGUGUCUUCUACAGCUUCUAUAAAUGUUGGGGAUACUGGACCUUCAAGGCGGACACAAGUUCCUGAAGGGGAUUAUUUAACGUACAGGGAUUUGCAUUCAAUGGGGAGAGCUCCACCAGUAAUGUCUGGGCAACAGAGACCUCUUUCUGCCAGGACGUAUAGCAUUGAUGGCCCAAAUGUACCCCGACCACAGAGUGCUCGGCCGUCGGUGAAUGAAAUACCAGAAAGAACUAUGUCAGUUAGUGACUUCAAUUACUCACGGACUAGCCCUUCAAAGAGAUCAAACCCAAGGGUUAACUCUGAGCACUCUUUAUUAGACCCUCCAGGAAAAAGUAAAGUCCCUCAUGACUGGAGGGAACAGGUGCUGCGACAUAUUGAGGCUAAAAAGCUAGAAAAGGUAAAAAUAAUAAUUUUCAAACUUCUCUACCUUUCCAUUAUCUGGAUAUGGAAUAAGUUAAAUACUCUGUGUUUUGAACUGCUUUUAAUUACCACUGAAAAU